GAGCUUCGGGCGAACCGGAAUGUCCUAUUCGGGAAUAUACCGGUGGACUCGAGGUGGAUACCGCGGCAAUUUAGACGCCCGAGGCGACCACGAACGGGGUGCCAUGCCAGCAGCUAGGUGUAGCACUUGGUAGAUAUUUAUUGUCGGUGUUAGAAACCGACUUGUAGCAGAUAACAUGAAUCGGAGAAAGUGAACAUGGUCGAGUAUAACGUCACAAGCACCACUCUGGAGCCUAAGACCGGUUGGCCUGUCGUCGACCGUCUACUGGGAGGCUAUACUGAAUUGGAGACGUUGAAUGGGCAGGUUGUUGCCAGAUGCCUUGUAGCUAUCAUCCUGUGUAGAUUCAUCGCCGUGUGGAGCUACAAUCUGUGGUUUCAUCCUCUUGCCCGGUUCCCAGGGCCAUUCUUGGGUCGUUGCUCCCUCUUAUACCGUUUUAUCCAUAGCUCUCGGGGUAGGAUCCACUCUGCAGUAGCAGACGCCCACAAGAAAUAUGGCGAUAUUGUACGCAUUGCGCCAAACGAGCUCUCGUUCGCCAGCGUGGAGUCCUGGAAGGCCAUCUACGGUCACCCCACAAGGGGCAAUGAGAUUGCACCAAAGGGACCUUUUUACGAAGUUUUUGCUGCCGGCUUUAACAGCAAAUGCGUCGGCAGCGAGCGCAACCCGGAGAAGCAUGCUUUGAUGCGCAAGAUGUUGAACCCUGCCUUCUCCCAGCGUGGACUGCUCGAGCAGGAGGAGAUAAUCUCCGGAACAAUUGACAAGUUCGUUCACGUUUUGGGAGAGAAAGCGGGUCCCGGCACUAAGGGAUUAAACAUGACAAAGUGGUAUGAAAUGAACUCGUUCGACAUUCUGGGCGAGAUGGCCUUUGGGGAGAGUUUCCACAGUCUAGAUACAGGUAUCCCGCACUUCUGGGCAGAUGUUGUCCUCGAGCAUCUCUACAUAAUAACCUUGUUGGACAAUUUGCGGCGCAUUGGCUGGCUGGCCAAGCUUGCUGGUCUGCUUAUUCCUGCCUCGCUCGUCACCAAGAACCAGAACUCGAACUAUAGCAGGCAGCAGGUCGAGAAACGUCUCGGGAUACAAAAAUCCCGCAACGAUUUCGUUAGUCUGCUGGUCGACAAAGUUCGCGCGGGAGAAGUCUCUAAGGAGGAGAUGACGGCUCAUGUCUCAACCAUUACGAUUGCUGGUGGUGAGACCGUCGCGACUACGUUAUCCGGCCUGACGUGCUUUCUCGCUCAGAACCCUGACAAGCUUGAGCGGCUCACCAAAGAGAUUCGCGCCGCGUUCAAGACUUUUGAGGAGAUCAAUGCAGUAAAGUCCCAGCAAAUACCGUACCUGCAAGCCGUCAUCAACGAGGGUCUCAGACUUUUCCCCCCUGCCUCUGGUGGUGCGCCAAGAGUCUCGCCUGGUUUUACGCUACAUGACAAAUACAUUCCCAAGGGAACCGAGGUCAAUGUCAGCCCCUGGUCCAUCACCCAUAACGCCAAGUAUUUCUCAGAUCCCUGGGAAUUCAAGCCGGAGCGCUGGUUGGACCCCAACUCAAAGGACAUCAAGGAUGCCAGUCGUCCAUUCUUGCUUGGUCCCCGAGACUGCCUGGGACGGAACUUUGCCUUGAUGGAGCUGAACCUCGUGCUUGCGAAGCUGCUCUGGUCAUAUGACAUGGAGCUCGUCAACAAGGAGAUCAAUUUCUUAGAGCAGAGCACAGUGCAUGUUCUGUGGUGGAAACCGGGAUUGUUUGUCCGGUGGCAUAAGCCACAAUCUCCUGGCUUUUCUCCUUCUUAGCUUAAAGCCCUAUGACAGGAAAGUCUAUACGAGCUUGAUAGUGCGGGCGGAGCCAAUUGGAAAAUUAGGUGUUCUUUUUCUCCAAAUCGUACUGGCUCUUCCUCCCCCAAGUUCUACCAGAACUGACUGUAGGUAAUAGUAUCAAAGCGCGCUGGAUAGGCGCCAGGGCCGAACUAGAUAUGGUGCACUCAGAGAUCUACGAGAUCAGGUAAAAACAGAUUGUUGUAGACCUACAAGGUUAUUUGAAGUAAAUCCUCUAUAUGGAGUAUAGGCAACAGAAUAAAUCCA
This is a messenger RNA of Botrytis cinerea B05.10, 2064 nucleotides long. RefSeq names its product Bcbot4 (gene Bcbot4). The record is from RefSeq and is a predicted model, not a curated record. The transcript has 9 exons. NCBI's taxonomy places the organism in Eukaryota, Fungi, Ascomycota, Leotiomycetes, Helotiales, Sclerotiniaceae. The coding region runs from base 196 to 1776 and encodes 526 amino acids. Gene Ontology annotation, molecular function: heme binding; oxidoreductase activity, acting on paired donors, with incorporation or reduction of molecular oxygen; monooxygenase activity.